CGUGGAAACCAGCACCGAGGGGUUUAAUGGUUUGGUGACUUCAACACGAAGUGAUGCUGAGAGCAACAGUUAUACCCAGCUCCCCGAUAGCCAGGCUGACACUGUAGCUCACUGCUGCACCCCGCUGUCCAGUGUAGCUCACUGCUGCACCCCGCUGUCCAGUGUAGCUCAUUGCUGCACCCCGCUGUCCACUGUAGCUCACUGCCGCACCCCGCUGUCCACUGUAGCUCACUGCCGCACCCCGCUGUCCAGUGUAGCUCACUGCUGCACCCCGCUGUCCAGUGUAGCUCACUGCUGCACCCCGCUGUCCAGUGUAGCUCACUGCUGUCCCCCGCUGUCCAGUGUAGCUCACUGCUGUCCCCCGCUGUCCAGUGUAGCUCACUGCUGUCCCCCGCUGUCCAGUGUAGCUCACUGCUGUCCCCCGCUGUCCAGUGUAGCUCACUGCUGUCCCCCGCUGUCCAGUGUAGCUCACUGCUGUCCCCCGCUGUCCAGUGUAGCUCACUGCUGUCCCCCGCUGUCCAGUGUAGCUCACUGCUGUCCCCCGCUGUCCAGUGUAGCUCACUGCUGUCCCCCCACAGUCCACUGUAUUUCACUCCUACCUCCCGUGGUCCAGUGA
This is a messenger RNA of Chiloscyllium plagiosum (whitespotted bambooshark), 616 nucleotides long. The record is from RefSeq and is a predicted model, not a curated record. Lineage: Eukaryota; Metazoa; Chordata; Chondrichthyes; Orectolobiformes; Hemiscylliidae.